This is a messenger RNA of Fusarium poae, 645 nucleotides long. RefSeq names its product Rho GTPase (gene RHO2). The transcript is spliced from 4 exons. Gene Ontology annotation, molecular function: GTP binding; GTPase activity. The record is from RefSeq and is a predicted model, not a curated record. NCBI's taxonomy places the organism in Eukaryota, Fungi, Ascomycota, Sordariomycetes, Hypocreales, Nectriaceae. Gene Ontology annotation, biological process: small GTPase-mediated signal transduction. The coding region runs from base 1 to 645 and encodes 214 amino acids.
AUGAGCGCAAAUCCAAGCAACGUUAUCCGCAGGAAGUUGGUCAUUAUCGGUGAUGGUGCCUGCGGCAAGACCAGUUUGUUGAGCGUAUUUACGCUAGGUUACUUUCCUACAGUGAGCUCCCCAACCUCAAGUCGUCUCGUCAUUAGAGUUACUAACAACAACAUAGCAUUAUUGUUUGAGAACUACGUGACGGAUUGCAGAGUAGACGGCAAGUCUGUCCAGCUCGCUCUUUGGGAUACUGCCGGACAGGAAGACUACGAGCGAUUACGACCCCUUGCAUAUUCAAAGGCCCAUGUCAUUUUGAUAGGUUUCUCUGUCGACACUCCAGAUUCUCUUGACAACGUUAAGCACAAGUGGAUUGAAGAAGCUCAACGACUGUGCACCGGCGUUCCCAUCAUUCUCGUUGGCUUGAAGAAGGAUCUUCGAGAAGACCCCGUUGCGAUUGAGGAAAUGCGCAAGAAGUCGAUGCGAUUCGUCUCGGAACACGAUGGAGAGUCUAUCGCGCGAGAAAUUGGCGCAAAGCGAUAUUUGGAAUGCUCCAGCUUGAGUGGCGAGGGUGUCGACGAUGUUUUCGAGGCGGCUACCCGUGCUGCUCUGUUGACUUUCGAAAAGGGUGAGGGCGGUGGCUGCUGUGUCGUGCUGUAA